Messenger RNA from Arabidopsis arenosa, 1311 nucleotides. Lineage: Eukaryota; Viridiplantae; Streptophyta; Magnoliopsida; Brassicales; Brassicaceae. The record is from the annotation of a GenBank genome assembly.
CCUGACCAAUUCUCCUUCCAGUAUGUUGGAGAUAAAUACCUGAUGAGGGAUUAGGAGGCCACCAGCCGUCUCUGGUGUAAUAUGACCCUUCAUGGGGCGCGGACGAUCUCGGAUCCGGAUGAGCUAAUCUUCAGCGAAGAGUAUAAGAAGUUUGCCCGCUCCUCCUUCGAGACCAACGCGCUGGCUAAUGACCUGCUCGCUUGGUAUGACCGGAAACAUAAGCUGAAGUACGCGGACAGGGACAAUUUUAGGCUACUGAGCUCGGUCUUUGAGCGAGAGAAGCGCGACCACGAGGAGUCUGAAACCCACUCGGCUGAAGUCGCCUCUCUUAAGGAUGAGGUCGCCAGAAUUGGUAAGCGCGAGGCUGAACUUACAGGGGAGGUUGCCAAGCUUGGAGAUCGGGAGAUUUCGCUCAUGGGAGAGGUCGCCAAAUUAGAAGCUGACGUGGCAUUCUCCAGAGACCACGAUGAGAGGGAGCUGACCCGGUUGCGAAACGACCGAUUUGCCAAGGUCAGCCGCAUCACCCAGAAGGCUCAGGCUCGCCUUGGCAAGGUCAAGAGCUAUAUAAAGGAGCAAGAGCAUAUUGUGCAGCCCAAAAUGGACGCCUUGAAUCCGUCUAAGGGCGCUCAGGAGAUUGUAGCAGUCCUCGUCAGCCGAGGUGCCGUUGUUUCGGAAUCUGAGCUAGAGAAUCUGGCCAAAGAAGCCAGGAUUACCGAAGAGGAGGUUGAUGCGCUGAAUGCUAUUGAGCUCUCAACAUGUCUCCUGAUCAGCUCGGUUUCGGGCUUACUCGGCUAUCUUCUCAGCCAGGUCUCGUUGCAGACGGAGAUUUUAUUCCGAGUUCGCCCGAUGUUUUACCUUGGUCCAUCUGCUUCUAAGGCUGAAUCAACCAAGUCGCAGAAUUAUGUCAACCUGAUCGGACUCAAGCAUCAAGAUCAAUGCCGCGAACUUCAAUAUUUUCGUAUCAAGAAGCGUAAGGUGGACGAUCGCCUGGAAGAACUUGAGGCCGAAGUUGCCAGGUUGAGAGCCAAGCGAAGGAGGGUCAUCGUUCGUCUGGAUGAGAUCGAGCAAACAACGAGGGCUUUGGAGAUUGGCUCAGAGGAUUGGGAGAAGGUCGGUCUUCAGCUGAUAUGGCCUAUGCCAGAUCGUCUUCUGAGAGAUAACCGACCUGUCAGGAAUCGGGCGAUCUGAGUUUAGAUUUCUUUUGAGCGUUUAGACUAGCUGUUUGAUUUUAUUGUUUUUGAUUUUUGGAUAAGACACCAUUGUACUGAUGACUUUAAUUAUCAAUUUUAUGAAUAAAAUGCCUUGAGAUGG